UUAAUCUGUCAAAACAAAGAAAUGUAAAUAAAUUCAAGUCGAAUCAUCACACGAGAGUUUUUAAUUAAACAAUUAGAAAAAUGGAAAACCAGGACAAUACCAAUGCAGUUACACUAACCAUUAACAAACCCGCGAGAGUUUUGCAUUUUAGUGAUGGCGUAGACGAGGAGAUUUUAGAGGAAAAUGUUGCAGAACUUGAAAGUAAUCCCAAGGCUGAAGAAACUGUGGAUCCGAAAACGCUAGAUUGGGGUCCCUGGUUUGGCCACUACGCAUGGAAGUCUGGCAACAAAGUGUUGAACGCUGUUGACUAUGCCGGAGAGUCACUGGCAAGUUUCUUCGGCAUCACCACACCGAAGUAUCAAAUAGAAAUUGACGAGCAUGAGCGACUGCAAGAGGAGAAACGGAAGAUGGAAGAGGAAUCUGCUGGCUGGGUGCCAAAGAACGGAGGAGGGGACAUUCCUUUAGUUUUGAACGAGCCUUCAAAUACAAAGGAUGUGGCUCCUUCCAAAGUAUGAAGCUAAUGUUUUGAUGUUGAAUUAGGCCGCAAAUCUAUACUUCUUAUGCAAUACUUAAAGUAUUAAGAUUAUCAUUUCAGCAGUCAUAAUGCAAGCAACAGUUAACAACUUAUUAAAAAUAUAUUUGUUGUACAUGGAUGACUAAAUAGAUGUUGGCUAAGCUUGUGAUAAUAUUAUCUUCUGGGAUUU
Molecule: messenger RNA, 704 nt
Organism: Ostrinia furnacalis (Asian corn borer)
Lineage: Eukaryota; Metazoa; Arthropoda; Insecta; Lepidoptera; Crambidae
Product: protein FAM177A1
Exons: 2
Coding region: 81-515 (144 amino acids)
Source: RefSeq, a predicted model, not a curated record